GGCGGAGAUACCAGAACAUUCUGUGAUUGUGAUUUAUUUUCUCGAUUAAUUAAUAUUGUUAAUAAUUAACGUUGAAUAUUAACAAGACAUAAAGGAAAUCAUCUUGAAGGAAAUGAAACCAGUAUUUGGAAUUACUGUAAAACAAAUAAAUUAAAACGAGAAAUAAAUUAAUGCCGGUCGAAUUUAUUUCAUGACGCAUAAUUUUCUGGCAGUGUGUCAACUGGAUUGAGAAUUAUUAUAUUGUGAUAUAAGACCACGUGUCCAGUCUGUUUACAAAAAAAAAUCUGUUUUAAAAUUGAGAAUUUUGAAGGAUAAAUUUAUUUAAAGUGUGACAGGAUUAUAAAAGAGAGUGUGGUUAAUAUUGUAAGGGGAUUAUUCAUUUACCUGUAUUAAUUUACACACAGAUUGUUUACGUGUUCCGGUAACCAAUGGCUACGAGAAUUCCUAUAACUAAAGAUAGUUUUGGAUUUGACGAUAAUCGGAGUAAAAUUUGGGAAGAUAUGGAGCGAGAUAUGGAGAGCAGACGUCGAGAAUGGGAGGACGAAAUCGAGAAGAUGAGCAGCGAUUUUUUUACACUACGACCAGAAACUGGCAAGUUUCCUUUAUCGGACAAAUUUGGUCUGGCUGAUCGAAUACAACCUAGUCGCGAUGAUCGCGCCCCUUUACGAGAUGAAGGCAAAGCUUUAAUAGAGAAGGACGAACGCGGUAACCCCGUGUUUAGGGUUAGGUUUGACGUCAGCGAUUACAAGCCAGACGAGGUAAAUGUCAAAAUGGAUGCCAAUAAGAUGCAGGUUCACGCUAAACAUGAAACCAAAGAUGGUGGUAAAAGUGUGAGCAGAGAAUUUAGUCGAGAGAUAAAUAUUCCUCGAGAAAUCGACCCCAUGUCCUUGCAAUGUUCUAUAUCCAAAGAAGGCGUUUUGUGUGUAGAGGCACCAUUUCCAACACCACAAUAUUCUGUGACGUCAGCCCCGCCUCCACCAACGUCAUCUUAUCAGCAGCCACAGCAGUUCCAGACGACAGCCAACGUGGCGCCUAAAUAUCAAAGUCAACCGCCUCCACCGCCAUCCUCGCACCCCUAUCAGCAGGUACCUAAUUAUACCCCCAGCCCUGCUUACCAAUCCCAGGCACCCCCUUACCAAUCCUCACCAUCCCAUUCGGUCCACCAGGAUAGGAGUGCUCCAGUAUUCCAUCAAUCCACUCCCGUACAUACGAUGCAGUCUCCACCAGGGGCACCCUACCAACAACCUCCAUCCUAUCAACAGCACACUAAGCCGGCGGCUGCUUCCAACGUCAUUACCAUUCAGAAAGAUACUAAAUUUAAAGUGGAGAUAGAUAUCGAAGACUUCGCCCCGGAGGAGCUGACGGUGAAGACGGUGGACAAGAAAGUGGUUGUGAGUGGACGAAGAGAGGUAAAGGAAGCCAACAGAUCAUCUAGUAAAGAAUUAUGCCGUGAAUAUAAUAUUCCCGAUACAGUUGAUCCAAUCACAGUUAAAGCUUUCUUUACUGAUGGUGGACGACUUAUAGUAGAAGCUCCUUAUAAGGCUAAUACCAAUGGCACCUUUAUUCAUUGAUAAAUAAUCUGCUGACGUCACUUAAAGAAGCACCAAAUAAAGCAAAAACAUUGAUAAAUAACCCAAUUACGUCAUUUUUGUAUCACGUCGACCGAAAUCUCGUGUGUUUAAGAAAAUGUUGGAGUUUAUUUUGUGAGGGGAGAUUUAACUUUCAUGAAUAUUCAUUUUGUUACGACCUUCACGACCUUUGCCUUCUAAUAUCAUCAGGAAUCGUUUUACAGCACUACACAGGAGCAAUAAUUCUUGCGUCUUACAGCAAAGUUCAACAAAUGGGAUAUUUGGUUGGUGACGGAUAUUUUAUUUUUGUCAUACCGAAUGAUGUUGCUCGUGGGCCGUAUUUUAAACAAUUUUAUUACCCAAGUUGCCAGAGUGUAUAUUUUACAUGGAGCUUUAAACGUGGAUUUGAGACAAUUACAAAAUUUAUGAUAUCACGCAUGUAGCUAGAAUUGCUAAACGUAUUAUAUAUAAUAAAUCAAAAAUAGUCUUUGUGCUUUAUGAUAUUUUGUUGUGCGCGGUGAUUUGGAUAAAAAUAUCGUGUAACACGAUGUGAGUUUGGCCAAUUAUCGUGUCACCCGCUCCUAUUCAUAGUGUUACACGAUAUAAUUUGGAUUACGUAACGUGUUUCGAUCACCUACUGUUGUGUUGUCGCUAACGACAAAGCGCUUUUUACUUAUAUAGACUUGCAGUAAGACACUCAUCAUGCCGUGGAAUAUUAUACAAAUCCAGAAAACAGAACGUUUUUUAAUUAAUCACAGUUGUAUUGUGAGUUGCUGAAAGAGUAAUACACAGAUUAGAUACAAUGUGAAAGACUUUGGGAUGUUGACAGAAUCAGUGGUGAUCGUUAUGGUAAUUUAGGAUUGAUUGUAUAGUAGGGCAUCUUGACAAUGUUAAGGUAAUAAUGAGUGUAUGACUUUGUCCGGGUACCAGAUUUUUAACAGUUCAGUGCCCCGACAAUUCAGUACCAUACAUUUUAUUUGUGUUUGUACUGUGCUGAAGUAAAAUAUACAAGGCUCUUUACACGAAUUUGUGUUUGCUGAGAAAUAGAAGGUCAAUUUAUUAUUCUUGAUCAACACAAAAAUAAUAUAAUAAUCGUUAUUCCGCAGUGGUGAUAUGUGUGAUUGGAUCGUAAACUUGUGCUUUUCAACCUUUUGUUGUUGAUGAAUGGAUCGGGUAGUUCCUUCCUGGCUGGUUUAAAAGUUAGUUGGAUCCUGGAAGGUGUUCCUUGGACUGGGACACCGAACUCCAUAGGGAACAUGUUUCAAGUUUUAAUUAAUAAUGUUGUUUUGUAUUUGUCAUGUAACAUUUAUUAUAAAUAUAAAAGAUUCAUUAUGUAAGAGCUUUUACGCUAGGGCAUGUAAACAUUUAUUCACAUGACAAACCUGUAGUUAACUCCCUGGACCAUUGGAUGAUUUAGAUAUUUAUUGGAUUAGAACCAUUUCGCUUACUCUUAAGCGAUAAAAUGGACAGUCGACACUCUGCUUAUUAUAGUAGCAAUGGUAAUCGACAAUCGAGACUAUCUUUUUAAAACUCAAAACUUCGCUGAGACUAAAGUAAUUUGACAGAAAUCGUCAAAAUAUUAAUUUUUCAUUCUCUGUUUUUGAACUAUUAGAGCAAGACCGACUAGGUCUUUAUCUAAAUCUUACAUAAUGUAUCUUUAACAUCCUUUUGUUUUUUGUUUAUCUUUAUUAUGGAUCUGGUAGCUCCUUCCUUGAUGAAGUUGUUUUGUAAUUAUCUUUAUUAUCUUGUAUCUAUUUAUAUUAAUUGUUAGUAUAUCUUUAGUUGUCACGUGAUACAUAGAAUAUCCAUAGAUUUAAGAGUAUUUUGUUAUCAGCCCUCAGCGCAUCUCUUUGUGUGCAUAACAUAUGAAGGGAGAUAACUCGAUUAAAUAUUUUCUGUGCCUUUCUGUAGUAUUAUUAAGUUGUUUCAGGAAGCUAUUGGUAUGUAGCAUUCAUACAUUAGGAUACAUAUUUGUGUAUUAAUUAUAAUAUAUUACUCCUUGUGAUAAUAGGAAGGAGGUAAAUGAUGUUCAACGUCCACUUGUUUUGAGAAUCCACAGGGACUCUCGAACCAAUAAUGAUUUUGUAUUGAAAUAAUCCUUUGUAUUGUUUUAGGUUAUUUUCUUUGACCUUCCUAGUGUUGUGUAUUUUAGGGCCAUGUUGCACGACGUAUUUAUAACGUUACGUACACUUAAGAUCAAUAGAGCAAGAAAAUUGUUGGAAUACGUUUGCGUUAACUCUUAUAACCGUUUUGUCAGUAGAACCAUUUUGAUCUUGUAUUUAAAAGCUAUCACAUUGUCACUUAGUUGCAGGGGUGUGAUGACCCAUGAUUUUGCAUUAGGGACAAGAUCCGGCCCCGCCCCCGUCCGUGGUGUGGGGUGGUCCCACCCAGUACUCCCUGGUAAAAUUGGGCUGUGUGGAACAUGCUAGAGUCGAUUUGUAGCAUAUCUAACCCACAAUUAUGGUUAUAAUGUUGAAAACCGCAUUGAAACCGCAAAACAUUUGCGAGGGGACACAAAAACUUAAGUGGGGGGGGGGGAGGCGCAAAAACUCGAAACCAUGACUCAAAACUCGUCAUUGCACCCCUCUCACUUAGCUCCUGCUUGAUAGAUACAGUUGUAUUUUCUAUAUGUUUAUUUUGAAUUAUUUGUGGUAGUUAAUGUUAAUUAUUGUUAUUAUAGUGUUUCGUAUGUUGCCAUUUGAGGACCUAUAUUGGUAAACGUUACUGAGAGUAAUAAACUAUAACACAUACUAUGGAAAACCCCAGCAACUCAUUUUUUUGGGCGACGUUUCAAAGUGUGUUCUUUCAGCGUCAUCAAGCUAAACUAUAAUACAUAUGGAAAACAGCUACUAAUUUAUUUGUUAGUUUUAUGACUUUGGGGCAAUUCUCUUAGAACACCUCGUUGUUUUCCAUAAGUAUGUUUAUUACCUUAUUUUACAUUGAUUUGUGUAUAAAUACAAAUAAGUGAGCUCAUGCGUCAUGUUACGCAGUUAUAGUGUUACACGAAGUUAUUAUCGUGUCAUGUUACGCGGUUAUAGUUGAGUGUCACACAAAGUUAUUAUCGUGUCAUGUUACGCGGUUAUAGUUGAGUGUCACACGAAGUUAUCAUCGUGUCAUGUUACGCGGUUAUAGUUGAGUGUCACACGAAGUUAUUAUCGUGUCAUGUUACGCGGUUAUAGUUGAGUGUCACACGAAGUUAUCAUCGUGUCAUGUUACGCUGUUAUAGUUGAGUGUCACACGAAGUUAUCAUCGUGUCAUGUUACGCGGUUAUAGUUGAGUGUCACACGAAGUUAUCAUCGUGUCAUGUUACGCGGUCAUAGUUGAGUGUCACACGAAGUUAUUAUCGUGUCAGCUAUCAUGGAAAACGACACGAUAAUCGCGUGAUAUGUAACGGGCAAGAUACACCUACUGAACCUAUUAAGUUUCCAAAUUUGAAAAUUUGCUGUACUAGACCGGUCUAAGUGUAGUGUCGUCUGUGCGACCGAUGAUACACGUCACCGUCGAAAGAUUAUUCGAGUAUAGAGUUUUAUUUUAAAUCUGUAUUAGAAUAUGAUCGCGAGUAUUCGAACCAUGUCGUGUUUUCUCCAUAUACAAAUUUUCUAGCUCUUAGCCGAUGAAAAAGCUGCAUUCUUAAACUAUUUCAGAUUAAGUUUCCGUGGCAUUCAGAAGCUAUGAAUGAAGACAUGACAUAUUAUUUAAAUGUUAACCGUAUAGUAUCUUUAUAUUAUUUGUUUUUUUUUAUUUACAUUAUGUAUAGAUAUAUGUAGUUUUUGUUUUUACUUAGAAACGAGUCGUUCUCUGUGCUUAACAUUGUGUAGAUUUUAUAACAAUUAGCUGAUAAAACAAUAAAACUGAAAUCAUG
Molecule: messenger RNA, 5430 nt
Organism: Patella vulgata (common limpet)
Lineage: Eukaryota; Metazoa; Mollusca; Gastropoda; Patellidae
Product: synaptic defective enhancer 1
Exons: 2
Coding region: 429-1571 (380 amino acids)
Biological process (GO): protein refolding; response to heat
Molecular function (GO): protein folding chaperone
Source: RefSeq, a predicted model, not a curated record